GCGCGUGCGGCGGGCGCGGAGGCCGCGGCGCCUUUAAGGCGGUGCCUGCCGCGGGCCCGCCGGUGGCGGAAGCGCGCGGGCGGAAGUGCGGCCGCGCCGGCGUCCGUGUCGGUGUCGCAGCGCGCCGCGGCGGCGGCGGGGAUGGGCCAUGUGGCGGCUGGGCGCGGCCUGCGCGCGGCGCGCGGCGCUGCGCGGCGUCCGGCGCGGCCUCCGCGGGAGCGGCGGGCCGGGGAGCGCCGGGGCGCGGCCGCCGCCCGCCCCCUGGGGCCCGUCCGCAGACGGCGCGGCGCCGGGGGAGCUGCCGCGCCCGGGCAGGAGCGGACACUAUAAACAUCUGAUAAAAGGAGAAGAUAAAAAGAGGAUAUGUAUCGAGGGAAAUAUUGCAAGUGGAAAAACAACAUGCCUGGACUAUUUUGCACAAACUACCAGCAUUGAGGUUUUGACAGAACCAGUGUCUAAAUGGAGAAAUGUUCGUGGUCAUAAUAUUCUGAGCUUAAUGUACCAAGAUGCAUCAAGAUGGGGGAUAACAUUACAGACAUACAUACAGCUUACAAUGUUGGAACAGCAUACCAGACCAAUGAUUUCCUCUGUAAGAAUGAUGGAGAGAUCAAUUCACAGUGCAAAAUACAUUUUUGUAGAAAACUUGUAUCGAAGCGGAAAAAUGCCAGAAGUGGAUUACGUUGUCCUAACUGAGUGGUUUGAUUGGAUCAAGAACAACACUGAUGUGUCGGUUGAUUUGAUAGUUUAUCUGCAGACUUCUCCUGAAGUUUGUUAUGAGAGAUUAAAGAGAAGAUGCAGAGAAGAGGAAAAGAUCAUUCCUUUGGAAUAUUUAGAAGCUAUCCAUCAGCUCUAUGAAGAGUGGCUCAUUAAACAGACACUUUUUAAAGUUUCCUGCCCAGUGCUUGUUAUUGGAGCUGACCAUGACAUGCAGAAAAUGAUAAAAAAGUAUGAAGAAAACCGGGACCAAAUACUAAAUCCAUAUAAUAUGCAACACUGUUUAUAGACAGUCUGUUGUUGCUGUAUUUUAAGUCAUGUUUAUGAAGUCUGAUUUUGGGGGAAUUCCGAUGAGUAUUUGCAGUACUUCCUAAUAUGACGGUUUAUGCUUUAGAAUUGUGCUUUGUAAGAUGUAGACUUUUGGUAUGAAAUGUCUAUAAAGAUUUCAUAAACAGAAUAUAAGUUAAUUCUUUCAUGCUUUUCAGCUCUCCAUCAGCUUUACUGUGUCAAUUCUGUCUGGCUCAAAUAUGGCUAUUGCUUGAUUUCCGAUGUUGCUACUGCUUCCUAUAAAUAACCUAAGGUUGUUUUUUUUUUUUUAACUGACAAUCCUAUUUUCAUAAUUCAAAAGAAAUAGUUCCAUGUGAGAGGUGAGAUGUCCUCUAUUAUUAGAAGCAGCAAGUGAAGUACAUCACGUUAAAGUAACAUUCUUAAAUAAGUUUUGUUGUUUCCAGAUAGGGGAUCUUACUCUAAUCCUGCUUACACUAGUGUAAUUUCAUUGAAUUCAGUAAGCUUCUUCUGCUUUACAUAAAAUCACAAUAAAGUUGUAGUCCUGCAGAUACCUGUGAACUAGUACAGUCCCACUGAAUUCAGUGGCAAUAAAAGAAUAAUGUAAAGUUAAUAGGUGUUUGCAGAAUGGGUCUAAGUUUUUUUUUUUUAGGCCAGAUUUUUAAAGGAGCUUAUUCCUCAGUAGUUUUCAUUAAAUCACUGGCCCUACCAUGGCCAAGUUGAGGACUAGUGAAAAUACAGAGUGCACAGAUUCCUUUCAGAUGGUGAUGUAAAUACUAGAAUUAAUUGUUUUCUUAACUGUUUUGGCUUCUUAACUUUUUAGAUGAAUUUUUCAUGGAGAACUGUUUUCUUGGAGAGCAGAAGAAUAUGGUGGAGACUUAAUUCUUGUUCUGAUGUUGGCUAAAUUGUUGCGUUGCUCUUCAUUUCCGCUCUACCCUCUUGAACGUAGUCUUCAAGUUAAUGCUUUUAAUAGAACAGUUUUAUGACUGUUUGCAUAUUAACUUUUUGUUGAAUUUGAGGGGAAUGAUUCCUGAAGUAUUGUAUAUCAUUACUUUUACGUAAAAGUUUUGGUUUAAUUGGAGCAAGCAAAGUUAACAGUGCUUUAAAACACACUUAUGUUAAAGUAGCUGAGCAUCUGCCAUAGCUCUGUAGUGAAUAUUCCUAAAAAUAGAUAACAAAACUUCAGUUAGUACUUGUUGGAAGGAUAGUAAUUUCAGUUACCUGGCUUUUUCAUGCAUUUUUACCUGGUUAUGAACAGCAUCUGAUUGUAUCGUUCUUGGAGAUACAUCACUUCACUGCUUUUAUUCUGUAGUUCUGUUGUAGUUGUAUAUGUCCCAAAAUGGCUGUAAUUGAAAUGAUUGCACCUUUUUCAAAGUAAGCAAAUGCAGUCAUUUCUUUUUUAUAUCUGGUGGGGAUUCUUUUUCCAAUCAGUACAAUUGAGAAAUGAUCAGUGCACUGAGCGAGCAUUUCCUAGUGAAGUACUGAACUGAUAUGCUAAAGCUUGCGAACCCAGUUUUGCCAUUCAGUGGCUGUAAAGCUUUAGAAUUCUAGCUUAAAAAAUAAGAUUUUACAUUUUAAGUAAUUAUCUUACUUAAUGAAGCUUAUUUGUGGUGGGAUAGUAGUCAUUCUUGAAUCCUCCUUGAAACUUUCAGUUUUCUUUUUCUUCUAAAAGAGACCAAAACAAUUUUUUUCCAAGGAAAUAGUUUGUAAGUUUGAGUCAUCUGCAGUUUGUUCCUAACUCCAGUUUGAUUAUGGAUUUUAGAAAUGAAUGACAUAUAUUUUGCAAGGUAGCCUGACAGUGCAGAAGAGAGCACUUUAUUUGUUCUCUACAAAGAAUCUUUAACUUACUGUUUUCUUCUUGCUUUUAAAAGCAACUUAUUGAUCAGAUCUUUCUAAUUUUUCUUCUUUUGCUUCAUUAUAUCAAAACAGCCAUUUGGAUGGAGGUUGCUGAUGGUCAAAAUUAUAAUAAAAGGAAUAUAAAUUAUUUAUAUAACAUUUCUUAAAGAUUACAAAUGUAAACGCUGCAGAGAAUAUGAUGGUUUUAGUUUUUGUUAUGUAUUAUUUUUCAUAUAUCGACUUUCAUGUACAGGAAUCUUGGGAUAUUUAAUGAGAACUGGGAGCAAAACAAAACAGGUUGCUUGGUACGUAUUUUAAAUGUAUGAUAUUUUGCAGUCUGUUAUAGAUGUGUAGAUAAAAAGUAUUAAAACAACCACAAAUAGCGGUUUUUAAGCCUGGGAUUUGCUUUCAUUUCCUCAGUUGAUGGAGGAGAAAAAGAAAGCACAAUUGGCAUUAUCCUGGUGUGUAUUUUGUUCUUUUAGUGACUUUCUGAGAGGAAAUGAUUUGGCAGCAAAGCACAAAAUAACACAGAAGGUACCCUGUUUCUGCAACCCUGUUUCUGCAGGCAUACUGAACUUAGAAAUUAGUGGAAUGGAUCAUAUAAACAAACUGCAACUGUGUGGGGGUUUUGGGGGGUUUUUUUGUUUAUUUUUCUCUAAGAUCUGUCCUAGAAGGUAGGAUGUAGUCUUUACUUACAGUCUGAACAUGCGUAACUGGUUUUCCAGACAUUUUGGCAAAAUCUAUUUCUAUAUCUUGAAAUCUAUUUUAGGUAUGCAUGGGAUGAAUUAAAUUUUUUAAUAUUAAUUUUUUGUUGCUUCUCCUAACAGAGUAUUAAGGUUUACAUCAGCACAUCUUGCACUGUGAAGGUGUGAGAAUCAUUCCCACUGUGUAAGUUUCAGAUUACUUGAAGAAAAUCACAGAAACAUAGCAUCUUAUAAAAAUGACCGUACUGAGUCAGUCAAUCUUUGUGGUAUUCUGUUUCCCACAAUAGCUGGUAGAAGAUGGAUACUGGAACAAUGUAUAAGUUAAGGAACAGUGACUCCUUUCCAUUUAAGCCCUUCUAGCUCUUUUUGGUUUCCUGAGCCAUUGGUUUGUGUUCGUGUUUAGUGGCCCAUGGUGGAUUUUUUCUUCUGGAAAUUUAUCACUUUGUGAGCCUUUGUAAAUUUUGGCAUAAUACCCUGUGGCAUUGCGUUCCAUGGUUUAACUGCAGUCUAUAUGAAAAGUGCUAUCUCCUGUAUUGGCUUUUCUUUAUUGCUUAUGUAGUUUAGAUGGAUGUUCUGUCUAGACUUGGAUAUUUACUUUGUCCUGGUCAAUGUGUAUUAGCAAAUCAGCAACAUCUGGUAGCAGCAUAUAAAUUGGUUUGAAGUGAAAUAGAGAUACUGGAAAAAAUUAAAAUGUCGUUAAACAGG
Messenger RNA from Dromaius novaehollandiae (emu), 4244 nucleotides. It is a transcript of the gene TK2, whose product is annotated as thymidine kinase 2. Gene Ontology annotation, molecular function: deoxynucleoside kinase activity. The record is from RefSeq and is a predicted model, not a curated record. The coding region runs from base 149 to 1003 and encodes 284 amino acids. Gene Ontology annotation, cellular component: cytoplasm. The transcript is spliced from 10 exons. NCBI's taxonomy places the organism in Eukaryota, Metazoa, Chordata, Aves, Casuariiformes, Dromaiidae.